This is a messenger RNA of Saccharomycopsis crataegensis, 2283 nucleotides long. RefSeq names its product Stp1p (gene STP1). The record is from RefSeq and is a predicted model, not a curated record. NCBI's taxonomy places the organism in Eukaryota, Fungi, Ascomycota, Saccharomycetes, Ascoideales, Saccharomycopsidaceae. The transcript has a single exon. The coding region runs from base 1 to 2283 and encodes 760 amino acids.
AUGUCUACAGGAAUUAAACCCACAAAACUUUCGACAGUAAAUAAUUCUGUCAGCUUUACAGAUAUAAUCAAAGGCACUUUUGUGGUUGCUGUGUUUUACAGAUUAUUGAACUUUAUCAAAAAUAUCAAUCUUUAUAGCGUAUUCGCUUACAACGGAAAAAUCGCAGAAGCUCCAAAGCCAAAAAAGAAACUCUCGAAGAAGAAAACCUCUAAACAAAAUCAACAAAAGGCCUUGUUUCCAACUGCUAUCAAUGUUGACCAAUCCUUAAAAGACUGCUCUUCCGUCACUCCUUGUUCAACUUCAUUUGGUGCUUCUUUUGUUGCUGUGAAGUCCGAAGAAGGGGAAAUUAAUUGGAACUUGGCUGAUGCUGACGAGACUCCAAAUUCCCAGAAUGGAGAUUUCUUCAAGAAAGAAGACAAGGAAGGUAAUGUCAUGGAGUUGCCUGACUUCAUGAACAAUUCUGCUACCUGCUCUACUGCUUCUGAUGCUUCUCCUAUGUCGCAUUAUAAUGAAAAUGGAAGCACAGACAAACUCCAGACCAUCCCAACUUAUCAUUUUCAAAAUAUCGGCAAAGAUGCUAAUGAUAACAACCAAUAUAGAAAUUCUUUAAUCAGCUCCGAUAAUGAUUCUUUGAACGAAAUUGAUUUAGAUCAAUUGGCCAGCUUUGCUAAUUUUGGUGAUUUUGGUAUGAAACAAGAAAACGCUAUUGCUGCUAUGCCACAGCAAUCUGAUAACACUGCUCCUCAAGAUUCCAAUUUGAAGACCCCAACUUUGAACCUGCAUCCUGAACAAUCAUCAGUCCCUGAAAUUGCUACCCCUGAAUUGAAACAACAAUCCAAAUCCGAAUCAAACACCCCAAACAAGUUGGGUACCCCUCACUCCAGUGUAUCUUCUUCUCCAGACAUUGAUGGUGUGGAUUAUACAUUCUCUAAAUCUAUUUUAAGUGGUGUUGAUGCAUCUACCAAAUUGCUUCAUGAAGACGAGUUGGAUGAUGACACUUCUCUCGGUGAUGAAGAUUCUGAUAAAGAAAAAGAUGAAUCUUCUUUUGCUUCUGGAGUGUCAUCUUCAACUAAGAAGAACCCUGCAAAGUCUCAUGCUUGUCCAUUCUGCCCUGCUGAAUUCAGAAUCCGUGGCUAUUUGACUCGUCAUAUAAAGAAACACGCAAUCCAAAAGGCUUACUCUUGUCCAUUUUUCAAUGCAAAUGUUGAACAUAAGUGUCAUCCAAAUGGUGGUUUCUCCAGAAGAGAUACUUACAAAACUCAUUUGAAAGCUAGACACUUCAGAUAUCCCCCAGGUACCAGAUCUCAAGAUCGUUGCAAUGUUGGUGGUAAGUGUGCUGUUUGUGGUGCUACAUUUGAAAGCAAUGAAAACUGGGUUGAAAAUCAUAUUGAAAAUGGUGCUUGUCCUGGCUUGCCAGCUGGUUAUCAAUGCAGAUCUUCUGGCGGAAGAAGAAAGAAGAAUAGCAAGAAUAAGUACGGUAUGAUGAGCCACCAUGGUUUGAUUGACAUGUCCCCAUCCAGUGCCGGUGUUGGUAUUCAAGGUAAUGGUACUUGCUUUGACAAUAUGAAUGCUUACCAAUUUUAUGAGCAACAGCAACAACAGCAACAGCAAAUGCAACAAUUACAACAAAUGCAACAAAUGCAACAAUCCCAGUUAUUCCCAAAUGGUGAUAUUGUUCAAAGAUCUAUUUCCCCAUUAGAUGGAUUAUACCAACAACGUAUCAAUCAACAGCAAUAUGUGCCACAGCAACCACGCCACCAUAGUAGCUCUAGCAAUGGUUCAAAAUUGCCACAACACAUGUUUGAAAUGCCAACUCCAGCUCAACAACAACAACAGGCUGCCGCGUUCCAACAUGCCAAAGAGGCUGCUAUGGCUGCUGCCCAAAUGAACAACCAGCUUCAGCAAAAACAGUCUCCUCCGCAAUUUGUGGUUGAAGAUGAAGAAUUCAUUGCCUUGGCUGACGAAUAUGCAGCAAGCUAUGAUAACGCUUCUAACAAUGUCAAUGUUCCUGUUAAUGCACAAAAUGUAUAUUCUAAUGAAGAGGAAAAUCAUUUUUCUUUAGAUAACGAAUUGCUUGAUUUUGGGACUCAAAAUUUUGAUUUCAAUCAAGCUAAUCAAUUCACUCAACAACAGCAACAUCAACAUCAACAUCAACACCAACAUCAACAUCAACAUCAACAUCAACACGAUCAUCAAGCUCAAAUUCAGAAUGGUGGCCAAAUGGGGUUCUAUGAUAUGAAUGGUAGUACUGCUUUUGCGAUGUACCAACAAAGCAAUUAUUGA